AACUAUCUUUUGAAUUAGAAAAUAAAAUGUAACCGUCUAAUUUGUGGUUGGAGAUUGGCCAUGGUUCAUCAGUUCAUAAAGUUAGGAACAGGUUGUUCAUUGCUCAACAACAGAUUGAGCCACUCAUACGGCUUCAUUUAUAGAAGAUAUCAUUGGGUUUAUAGAAAUGGUGAAGAGGGAUAUGAUGAAAAUGAAAUCGAAUCGAGGUUCACUUCGCUGUCGCCAGGUGGAAGCAUUGAUCUGAAAUUAGGAGAAGUUUCUGUUGUGACAAUAAAUAAUCCAGAAAAAAGAAAUGCGUUAACAGGAAACAUGUUGGUGGAGAUGAGAAAUGUUGUGAAACAAUUGUGGAAAUCGAAAACUACAAAAGCUGUUGUGUUGUGUGGAAAAGGUGAUGCAUUUUGUUCAGGACUUGAUUUUGGACUUGCUACACAGCUGACAGAACCACAGGAUGGAACAAAUAUGUGCAUGUAUAUGCAAAAUACCAUGACACUGUUUCAACUACUUCCAUGUAUAACAGUAGCAGCAAUCAAAGGAGGAGCUCUUGGAGGCGGGGCUGAGGUAGCCACUGCUGCAGACUACAGACUGAUGUUUCCUGACUCAAUGAUUCAAUUUGUUCACAAGAAGAUGGGAAUCAUACCAGGUUGGGGAGGAGUGUCAAGGUUGCGUGACAUUGUCGGUUCCAGAAAAACUAUGCAUUUGCUUGCAUCUUCAAUGCAGAUUGACUGUAAAUCUUCCUUGCUCAUUGGACUGGCUGAUGCAUUGGUUUCAGAAACUGACGAAGAAGACCUUUCUACUUCUGACGUAGCAGAAAAAUGGUUGGAACAAACUUUCAAACUCUGUGAAACGGAUGCCAGUGUAUUGCGAGCCAUAAAAGCAGCUUCUUAUGAUUCAACUAUGGAAAACAACCGCACUUUACCUUUAUUUUUCAAACUAAAAAGGGAAAAAGAUAUCUUAAGCAGUGUGUGGGGAAGAACUGCGAACAAGAAGGCUUUGAAUAAAGUCAGAAUGAAAAAUUCUUAAAUAUUGUGUGCAAUA
Molecule: messenger RNA, 1035 nt
Organism: Styela clava
Lineage: Eukaryota; Metazoa; Chordata; Ascidiacea; Stolidobranchia; Styelidae
Source: RefSeq, a predicted model, not a curated record